UCUGAUCUGUUCUGAUGCGAGGAAUCACGGGUAGGGAGAAGGGAGGAAGUUAGGAUGACCGCCAGCAGAGGGCGCUGUGUGUCGCGGCCGCUGCCCGCAGGCUCGGUAUGGCUGCUUGCCUGGUCCGGAUGAGAGCGCCGCAGUUUCGCAGGAGCUGGAGGGCACGACCGGAGCCGGUUUAUUAAAUCUGACAGCUGCCGGUGGCCGCACAGGAUGUCCGCGGACGAUGUCAUAAAAGCCCACGUGGCAGCGCUCAGAGAAGGUACGGAGAGAGCGCGCAGCGCGGCGCAGACGCUGCUCAAUGUCCCCUACGGAGAGGGCGACGGGGAGAAGCUGGAUGUUUACGUGCCAACGGGCUCUUCGAUAGAUUUGCCUUUAGUCAUUUACCUGCAUGGCGGAUACUGGCAGUUUCUGAGCAAGGAGGAGUCUGGCUUUAUGGCCGUUCCCCUGGCGCAGAAGGGUGUGGUCGUGGUUGCUGUUGGUUACGACACCGCCCCCAAAGGUGACAUGGACCUGAUGGUGUCUCAGGUGAGGCGAAGCGUGGUGUCCGUUGUUCAGCAGUAUUCUCACAUCAGUGGUUUGUUCCUCUGUGGACACUCUGCAGGUGCUCACCUGGUUGCCAUGGUGCUCAGCACAGACUGGUCCCAGUACAGCGUUGCGCCUCAGAUCAAAGGUGCAUUCCUCGUUAGCGGAAUCUAUGACCUGCUGCCCGUUCUGUCCACCUACGUGAAUGAGCCUCUUAAAAUGACAGAAGAGGUGGCAGUGAGGAACAGCCCCAGCCAGCUGGUCCCCCAGCUGAAGGAGUCCUCCGCUGGCUGUGAAAUCGUGAUCGCUGUGGCUCAGAACGACUCGCCAGACUUCAGGAAGCAGUCUGAGGACUACUUCAAAGCUCUGGAGUCCUCAGGGCUGAAGGUGACUUUUCAAGAUGUCCCCAACACUGACCACUUCAGCAUCAUUGAGAAGUUUGUGGAGGGUGACUACCACCUCACACAGCUCCUCCUGAAGAUGAUGGGGAAAAGCUGAGCCAACACAAAGCCCCUUACCCAGAAUGCUCUGCUUCCUCAUGCCCACUCACUUCCUCUUGUUAAUUUCCCAUGAAUCAGCAGGGCUUGGAUGACAACAUUCAGAUCACCCAACCAGGCAUCACACCUAGCAAGAAGAGAGUGCAGUUUCAUGGAUCCACAAUGAGAUGGAUCUACCCUGACCUUCAACAAAUCAAAAUACUUGGCUCGCCACAACAAAACACUGUUUGGUUCAGGAAGCCACACCCCCCCCCCCCC
This is a messenger RNA of Megalops cyprinoides (Indo-Pacific tarpon), 1280 nucleotides long. RefSeq names its product arylformamidase (gene afmid). Gene Ontology annotation, molecular function: hydrolase activity. Lineage: Eukaryota; Metazoa; Chordata; Actinopteri; Elopiformes; Megalopidae. The transcript has 10 exons. The record is from RefSeq and is a predicted model, not a curated record. Bases 214 to 1023 code for a protein of 269 amino acids.